Molecule: messenger RNA, 1961 nt
Organism: Rhinichthys klamathensis goyatoka
Lineage: Eukaryota; Metazoa; Chordata; Actinopteri; Cypriniformes; Leuciscidae
Gene: bhlha15
Product: basic helix-loop-helix family, member a15
Exons: 2
Coding region: 338-892 (184 amino acids)
Molecular function (GO): protein dimerization activity
Source: RefSeq, a predicted model, not a curated record
AAAGCACCUGCUGCAGCAACAGACCGCUUUUAUCAUCAUCUGAAAGCGUGAACAGUUUCAGAUCGCUACUUCCGAUGCUUGUGCCAGCUCAUGGGUGACUGUAGAAGAAACAGAUCCCUCCUUUGAUUGGCCACAAAAGCGCUACGUGGACAUCGGGCAGCAACAGGUAGAGCGCGUGACCGUUAUCAUUUCAUUCUGACUGCGGCUGCCAGGACGACAACAGCGCUUCACGUCAACGAAUUAUCGCUCUUUGCAAGGCUCUUAUCGCGCAAACAUCAUCUCGAGUUUGGUGGAAAUUUAUUUUGAGGGCCUACACCAGGGUGUGGGGGAGUCAAGCAUGAAGUCCAAAGGAAAGGGGUCAAAGCGGUGCAGACAGUCUUGGGCAGAGCAGGACGACCCAGACUUUACGCUGGAAACAGAGCCAGGUUCCAGUGAGCAGGAGGGUUCAGAGGCGUCCGUGAGGCUGGGUGGGACGUGGAGAACAUUGAGGGGCGAGGGGCAUGGUCGUACCCGCGUGGGCACGCGCCGCAGGCGGCAGCACGGCAACGCUAAGGAACGCAACGUCCGCAGACUGGAGAGUAACGAGAGAGAGAGGCAGAGGAUGCACAAACUCAACAACGCCUUUCAGGCCCUACGGGAGACCAUUCCUCAUGUCAAAACUGACAAGAAACUUUCCAAGAUCGAGACUCUCACGCUGGCCAAGAAUUACAUCAAGGCCUUAACCACCAUAAUUUUGGGCAUGUCGAAUGCCUGCCUGCCUCACGCCGAGAGUCACAUGGAGACUAACGCCUCCCGGAUCCUCCAGUGCUAUCAGCAGCAUCUACAAGAGGAGGGAGAGGAAGACCUGUCCAAAUAUCUGAGCCAAAUUCACAGCUUCAGUCAGGGCAGCUAACACACACUGCCCCAGAACAGACUCAGUGAGCGCUAAAUGACAGGUGUAAAUAUGUGCACGCUACAUGGAUGAUGAUGAAUACCAGCUCUUUAGACUCACGAAAAGGUCCAUUCGAGUUUACAAGCUAAAGCUGGUCCAUAAAUAGGCUCAUUUAUGUAUACAAUAUGCACAGAUUAUAACAACAUGUUGCCCACAAACAAUGUGGAUGUUAUUUGCCAUCAUCUAUCUUAAUUGUAAGCUAGUGACCCUUUGGAUUAUGAAGGGACAUAAUCUACUGGUUCUUAAUGUAGUUCACCCAAAAUGACACAAAAGAUGCCCAUAGUGAAAUUGAAUGGGUUCCAAAACAACACCGAACCCCCUGAUUUUCAUUGUAUGGAUAAAUAUCUUCUUUUGUGUUCAGCAAAAUAGUCAUAGAGCUCUAACAGCUUUGAAAUAGAUGACAGAAUUUUCAUUUUUGGGUGAACUCUAUCCUUUUAAUAGGGUAAGCUUUUCAUAUAAAAAAUGCAAAGCUGUGGAACAGAUUUCAUAUUUAUUGAGAGGACACGAACCAUGCACAUAUGACACUGAGAGGACUCCACUGUCAUUACCCUGUUAUUUGUCUACAUUUAAUAAUUUAAAACUAUAUUAUCAUUUUCUUUUUCCAGUAGUUUCUCUCAUGUCUGCAUACAAUUUCUUUAUAUGUACAGAAGCAACCUUAAAUAAUGCCCACAAAGGAUGUCACACAAUUGACGCAGUUUCACAUUAGGACCAUUAUUACUCAUAAAUAAUCCAAAUUUAUACACCCACAUAUACAACAUAACAGCAGAAUUGGAAUAAAACUAACUAUUCAUCCUGAUAAAAACCAUUUGGAAAGAUUUAGUAUAAAUACUGUUACUUUCUGAAAUUUGUGCUGCCUUUAAACAGAAUUAUACUACAUACACGUCUAUGAAUGAAAUAUGCAGACAUCCUGAGAAAUAAAUGUUUCACAAAAUUGACUUCACAUUGCCAAGCCAAAACUAAAUACAGCUAAAGUGUCCAAACUUGCACUACCGUUCAAAACUUUGGGGUCGGUAGAAUUUGUUUUCUAUUU